AUGGGGAGAGACAGCCGAGCCAACUCGCAACAUUCACUGCCUGACAAGGAAGCAGAGGUUCAAAUCAUCGAGCAGGCGCAGGUCACAGAGGCCGAGUCCUACCUCCAACAUUUCGAUCUUCUGGCUGGCAAGUCAAAAGACGAAAUAGAAAAGUUGAACAAGAAAGUCCUGCGAAAGCUCGACUGGAAAUUCUUGCCAUGCAUCACCGCCAUGCUGCUGAUGAACUAUCUGGACCGCAUCAAUGUCUCCAACGCGCGCCUUGCCGGAAUGCAAGAGGAUUUGCACAUGAGUGACGUUGAAUGGUCUGCGGGUAUCUCGCUGUUCUACGUCGGCUAUAUCAUCUCGCAAAUUCCUGCCAACGUCAUCAUCGCCAAAGGAAAACCUAGAGUCCUCCUCCCUGCCGUCAUGCUGGCUUGGUCCGUCGUAACCAUCUGCAUGCCUGCCGUCACCGCUCCUUGGGGCUUUAUGCUCUGUCGCUUCUUGGUCGGUGUGACCGAAGGACCUUUCGUUCCUGCGGUGGCGCUUCUCACUUCAUCUUGGUACACAAAGUCAGAAUCCCCACUGCGUAUGGGCAUCUGGCAUGCUGGCAACAUUAUUUCAAACGUCAUCUCCGGUCUACUGGCCGCUGGCAUUCUGCAGAACAUGAAUGAAGUCGCUGGUCUCCAUUCCUGGCAAUGGUUUCUGCUGCUUGAAGGCAUGGUCAGUAUCGUUGUAGCGAUCGCAGCGUUUUGGCUCCUGCCCAACUGGCCCUCGACAACUGGAACAUACUUCUUCACCCCCGAAGAGGCUCAGAUGUCACAGUACAGACAGAUGGUGUCUGCUGGCGGCAAAUCGGAGGAUGAUGAAGGUGAUUACUGGGGUGGCUUCGUCAUGGCUAUGAAGGACCCCUUUACGUGGUGCUUUGCAGCAAUGCACUUUGCCUUGAUCGUGGCACAGUCUUUCAAGGAUUUCUUCCCUUCGAUCGUGGCUACUCUCGGCUUUGGCGAAACUGAGACGUAUCUUAUCCAAGCUCCACCCUACCUGAUCGCCUACUUUGUCACGCUUGCGGUUUCGUGGUCGUCUGGCCGCAUGCUCGAGCACUGUUGGCAUAUCGUCGGCUCCAUUUCCGUCUGUCUAGUUGGCGCGGCCGUAAUGAUUAGCACCCUCAACACGGGAGCCCGAUACUUCAGCUUGAUCCUGCUCUGCUCUGGGCCGUUUGUUGGCCUUAAUAUCCAACUCUCCUGGGAAACCACUGUGGUGCCACGCCCGCGAACCAAGCGAGCUGCCCUGAUUGCCUUCGCAAAUUGUGUAUCGUCUGUCUCGCACUGGUUUACACCAUAUUUCUUCCUCCGUUCCCAGGAACCUCGAUACCAAACUGGAGGUGGGGCGAUCAUCGCAGGCACCGUCCUCGUCAUCAUAAGCUGCCUGGUGACUCGAUGGUGGUGCAUGCGCAAGAACAAGGCGCUCGAGGCUCGACAGACUCAGACUGGUGAAGUCAACUCUUGGAGAUAUGCCACUUAG
Cyphellophora europaea CBS 101466 is the source of this 1500-nucleotide messenger RNA. RefSeq lists its product as uncharacterized. Gene Ontology annotation, biological process: transmembrane transport. Gene Ontology annotation, cellular component: membrane. Gene Ontology annotation, molecular function: transmembrane transporter activity. NCBI's taxonomy places the organism in Eukaryota, Fungi, Ascomycota, Eurotiomycetes, Chaetothyriales, Cyphellophoraceae. Bases 1 to 1500 code for a protein of 499 amino acids. The record is from RefSeq and is a predicted model, not a curated record. The transcript has 4 exons.